Molecule: messenger RNA, 3000 nt
Organism: Clarias gariepinus (North African catfish)
Lineage: Eukaryota; Metazoa; Chordata; Actinopteri; Siluriformes; Clariidae
Gene: maf1a
Product: MAF1 homolog, negative regulator of RNA polymerase III a
Exons: 7
Coding region: 489-1235 (248 amino acids)
Biological process (GO): negative regulation of transcription by RNA polymerase III
Cellular component (GO): nucleus
Molecular function (GO): RNA polymerase III core binding
Source: RefSeq, a predicted model, not a curated record
GUCUGAAAAGACAUUGCUAGCUGUGUAGCUAAUAUUAUAAACAGAAACAUAAACAACAGUGUGUCUCUAUUUAAGAAAACAACGCGCAUAAGAGAAGGCUUAUAGAAGCCUUUCGCCUCUGCGUAAAGUCUGAUAUAGUAGCUGGGAUGCCUAAUUUUCUUCGCAGUUUUACUUUUAAUUGGAGGUACUGGAAAUUUCACAGUAAGAAGGAAGAUAUAACGUUAUUUAUUAGACAUCGAGCUGCAGGAAGCACACGAACAAUACCGCUAGCCGUGUGUGCAGACGACACUCAUUAAUAGACUGCGCUACUCUUCUUUUUUUCUUUUUUUUCUCUUGUCGCACAUGAUUUGCAAAAUACUGUUCCUAUGGAAAUUAUCUAGUUAACGAGUCAACGCUGUUAGUCUGUGCGUUUAGGUAUAAUGUUGUAAUAAAGUGUGGCUCCCCGAGCUGUUUGUGUGAGAUUGUUGGAACAAACAAACAAACAAACAAUGAAGCUUUUGGAAAAUUCGAGUUUUGAGGCCAUUAAUACUCAGCUCACCAUAGAGACUGGAAACUGUAAGAUAAUUGGAAGGAUUGAAAGUUACUCCUGCAAAAUGGCAGGUGAAGACAAGCAGAUGUUUAAGCAAUUCUGUCAGGAAGGACUGCCUCAUGUGCUGGAAGCUCUGUCCCCUCCUCAAUCAUCUGGAAUCAGUCCUAACAAGCUUAGUCACAGUCAAAGUGGUGAUGAAGCAGAGGGUCCACUUUCUGAUAAGUGCAGCAGGAAGACUCUGUUCUACUUGAUUGCCACUCUCAACGAGUCUUUCAGACCAGACUAUGACUUCAGCCGCACCAGAGGACAUGACUUCAGUAGAGAGCCCAGUGUCAAUUGGGUGUUUAAUGCUGUGAAUAGUAGCUUGUCUGCUGCUGCAGGGGAGGCAUACAGUCGUUUGCAGCCCCAGCUUUGGGAGGCCAUUGACAGUGAGAUUAGUCUGACAGAGUGUGACAUUUACAGUUAUAAUCCAGACCUUGAUUCUGACCCGUAUGGAGAAGAAGGCAACCUGUGGUCUUUCAACUAUUUCUUCCACAAUAAAAGGCUGAAAAGGAUUGUGUUCUUCACCUGCCGCUCUGUGAGCCUUUUUAUGACUUCACGAGACCCAAGCAUUGGAACGGAGCUGGACCUGGACCUGGGUGAAGGCAGCUUUGCGGAGGAUGAGAACAUUGAUGAGGAGAGGUAUCGACCCUUGUGUGCCCAGUGAAGAUUUCAUAACUCGGCUCCAUUGCUUCCAAAUACCUCUGAAAUACCUUUAUAUGUCUCUUACAGUCUUAUGGCUUUUUAUUUCAAGUGGUUGUUCUUUCUAUUUUAGUGCUGGGAUAAAUGCUUUUAUUAAAAGAAAUUCAAUUAGAUCCACACUUGGUUUUCAUUGUAGUAGAUGGAUAUUUUGUGCACUGCUAUGGCAUACCUUGGUUUUUCUGCAGUGUCAAAAUUCUUUUUUACUGCUUCUUUUAAUUAAAAUAUUGGCUUUUUUUACUUUACAUAAAGUUAAUAGUUGUAUUUUAUACAUCAGUGUGUUGGAUGAAGCACUUUAUUCUUUACUCUUCAUACCUUAGAUAUGCCAUUAUUUAUUUAAUUUCAAAUGCUUAUUAGAAGAUGCUAAUGCAUGCAUGUAUUGGAAAGUAAAUUAGCUGUCUUUGUAUAAUUUUGAUAACACAAUUCAAAUUUAAGGUCAGAGCAAAUAUUCAUAAUUGCAUUUUAUUGAACAAUACACAGUGAGUGCAAAAAAUUAAAAAUGCAAUUGAGAGGUCUAUUUGACUUUUCAGUUUAUAAACUGGUAUAAUUCAGCCAUGUUAAAAAAAAAACCCACAAAAUCCUUACAUUUGCAUUUUCUAUUCCUCAUACUCCAAUUUGGCCAAACAAAUAACUUUAGCUCUAUCCUGUUUGUAUUAGCAUUUUAAUUUUCAACAGCAUACAUCUGUCUCUGAUACUAUAGAUGGGACCUUUUGGUGUUUUGAUUUUUGAUUUAUCUAGUUAUUAACUCUUGGUUACGGUAAUGUUAAGGGACCAAACAUUUCUGGUGUUUCAUUUUGUUUGACAAAUUUGUAUGGUAUUUUCUUUGACUAUGUUGGGGUGCCCUCUGAGCUGUUAUGUAAUUAUAUUCACAAUAAUUAAUAUAAUCAUGUUGGAGUAGGUAGAUUUGGGAAAUGCUUCUAUUGUAAAAUGACAUUAAUGGAAGGGCACUUAGACCCACAUUAGGGUUGGCCAGAUUUAUGAUAACUUUACUGCAAUAGAUUAAAAACAAGGUACAUGUGUGUGUGGAUAAUGUAAAUUAAAUUGAAAUGUGUUUAGAAUUAUUUCUCAUUAGAGCUGAAUUUACUAGUUCCUACCAGUUUGUACACAUCGGGUAGGAACUAGAGAAUUUAGUUGUAAUUAGAAAUAAAUUAUGGUAAUAAUUUUCAGCCAAGGAAAUGUAUUAAACCAUACGACAUAAUAGUUUCUUUUAUUUAGAAUGAAAUGUGGAAAAACUCUUGCAUUAUCCUACAAAUGUCACAGUAGAACAAUAAUGCGCUAGCACAGUAGCAUAUUUAAUAGUUAUUCUACUUACAGUAAGCACAGCAAACAACCAGAGGCUAUAUUGUUUAAUGAAUUUUCUUGGCUGAAAAUUACCACCAACAUUCAAGUUGAGAAUCAGCUCAUAUUCAGUGUAUAACUUUUGUCAUAUUGUUUAAUGUGUAGAAUUCCCUUUUAACUUCAUAUAAAUAAGCAGUUCAGUAUUUUUGUAGGAUGGCAGCUACCCAAAAAGGGCCUAAGACAGACAACAAUCCCAUUAAAAAAAAGCUAUCAGAAGUGUAAAGAUAUAAUUGAAUUUGUAUUAAAUGUAUAUUACAGGAAUAUUUUUUUUGUCAUUAAACAAAUAAAAACAUAUUGUUUUUAAUGUGUAUGGCCCAAUUGAAAAAAUAAACAGCUUUGCUGGCUUUGUGUGCUUUCAGUGUGGAAAUGCCAUGUUAAAUAAAUCAUCAAAACUA